AUGGCAUUUUUACGAACCGAGAAAAGCGGCAAAAUCAGCGCCGAUGAACCUUACUAUGAUCUUGGCGAGCACAGCAGAAUAGUCAGUACUCAGAAUCCCGACGCGCAGGCCUGGUUUAACAGAGGCCUCGUCUGGACAUACUCCUUCAACCACAGAGAAGCAGCUGCAUGUUUUCAACAAGCUAUCUUGCACGACUCCCAACUCGCCAUUGCACACUGGGGAGUGGCCUUUGCUUCGGGUCCGAACUACAACAAAGUCUGGCAGGCGUUCGACCAGAAUGACCUGCAGGUGUCACUCCAAAAAUGCUUUGAUUAUUCCCGCAAGGCGAAAGAGCUGUCAUCCAACGCUACUCCCACCGAGAGAGCCUUGAUAGAAGCAUUGCAGCAUCGCUUUCCCACAAGAGACAAGGUGCCCUCUGAUUUUGCGCCAUCCGUAAAGGCGUAUGCGGAUGCUAUGAGGCAAGUCUACCGUGAAUUCGGGCAAGACGACUUGGACAUCACCACACUCUUUGCGGAUUCUUUGAUGAACACAGCUCCUUGGGGACUCUACGACGCCAAAACGGGCGACCCAAUUCUGUCAACGCCUGUCCUCGAAACCACUGAAGUUCUUGAGCGAGGAUUAACCAAACCCAAUGCUAAACGCCACCCGGGACUUUUACACAUGUACAUCCACCUUGUUGAGAUGUCCAAAACCCCGGAGAGAGCGAUCAAAGCAGCCGACCAUUUACGAGAUCUCGUUCCAGAAGGCGGGCAUAUGAGCCACAUGCCUAGUCACAUCGAUGUUCUCAUUGGAGAUUAUCGCCGGGCGUUGCACACAAAUCUGAAAGCCACUAUUGCCGACGACAAAUAUUAUGCGCUUAACGGAGGCUGCAACUUCUACUCCUUUUACCGUAUGCACAACUACCACUCGCUGAUCUACGCAGCCAUGAUGGCAGGACAGGCUGAAGCGGCCUUCGAGGCCGUAUCGAGAAUGGAGGCUACAAUCACCGAAGAGAUGCUGCUGGUCCAGUCUCCACCCAUGGUUGACUGGUUGGAAUUCUUCAAGUCCGUCCGUGUUCAUGUUCUCAUCCGUUUCGGAAGAUGGCAGGAACUCAAAGAGCUUCCCGUUCCCGAAGACAAGGACCUUUACUGUACCACGGUCGCGACAAUACAUUAUGGCAAGGGCAUAGCUUACGCUGCGACCGGCGACAUCGAGAAUGCAGUUCGCCAGCGAGAGCUUUUUCAGUCAGCGUUCAAGAGAGUUCCAGAAACGAGGAUGAGCUUUCCUAAUAAAGUGGUUGACGAGCUCAAAGUUGCUGAAGCAAUGCUAAAUGGAGAACUCGAGUAUAGACGCGGCAACUACGAAGCUGCAUUCGAAAGCCUUCGUCUCUCCAUUAAACUGGAUGACUCGCUUAUUUAUGCAGAGCCAUGGGGUUGGAUGGUUCCCACUCGGCAUCCUUACGCCGCGCUGUCCUUGGAACAAGGUCAUGUCGAGGAAGCAGCAAGGGUCUACGCCGAGGAUCUGGGCCUGGAUGAGACUUUAUCCAGAGCCCACCAGCACCCAAAUAACAUUUGGGCCCUCCACGGAUAUCAUGAGUGUCUGGUUCGCUUGGGCCGCACGGAUGAGGCCAGACUCAUCAAAAAGCAACUGAUUUAUGCUGAAGCAAGUUCCGAUACCGUUGUCACUUCUUCAUGCUUUUGUAGGCUGGAUACGGUCAAGAAUGGGAGCAAGAGCUCGGGGUGCUGCCAGUAG
Molecule: messenger RNA, 1731 nt
Organism: Colletotrichum truncatum
Lineage: Eukaryota; Fungi; Ascomycota; Sordariomycetes; Glomerellales; Glomerellaceae
Product: TPR domain-containing protein
Molecular function (GO): protein binding
Source: RefSeq, a predicted model, not a curated record